ACAAGAGCACAAAAACAACAGAAGCAACGGCAACAACAACAGCAGCUCAUAUGCUUUAAACAAUUUUAUAAACCAUUUGAAUUCGUGCAACUCUUUGCAAAUUUGUGCUCCACACGCAUUAAUAAAUUUAGAACAAUUGAAGUCGCGUGUGUGCGUGGGUUUGUUGGCUAUAGCUACGGCGUCUGCAUCCCAACAAAAACAGUUCUAGUUCUGCAGCUUCCAUUGUCAACAUCAACAUCAUCAUCAACAUCUGGGCAAUCUACAUAGAACAUCAUCAUUAUCGUCUGUUUCGCUUUUAAUUGAAAUUUAUUUAUUUAUUGUCGUUGUGCUUGGCAUUUGCUGCUCUCGCAUUUCACUGGUAGAUCCGCGCCUAGCUUUUCGAAUGAGGCUGCGUCCGGCGGCGACUGCUACAACAAAAAUAAUAACAGCAGCAACAACAACAACAACGCUUCCCUGUACCCCUGUACCGCAAAUAUUUUAAUUAAGCCUAUGUAGCUGGUUGGUUGGUUUGGUGUCUGCCUCUGGCUCGAUGAAAACGCACAAAACAUGGCGCACCGCUUCGAAAAAGAAAAUGUUAAUUGAAAGCAAUAAAUGUGCGCUACGAACUAUAAUUUAUUCCUAAUAUAGCCAAAUAAAACGCAAACAAUCAAUUGGUGGCGCGCAAAUUGAAUGCCGAGCACUACUGAGCAUCUGGUCAGUCCAAAGAAACAGCAAGCAAGCGAACAACAACCCAAUAUGGAGGCCCUCGAUAUAAACGUGGACUUCAACAAUGAGAAGAAUGUGCUAUGCGAGAAAAUCAUACGAGACAUAAACGCAGUGUUUCUCAAGGAUGCAGACCUAUCUUCUUUCGAGAUCAUACAGAAAGAGACGAACUGCAAUAAGUCGCCGGUGGUGCAUGUUGAGCACAAUUUGGGGCUGGAGUCGUGGUGUGCCCAACAUGUUUACGAUCAUGCGCAUCGCACCCUCAUAUCGCAUCGCCGACAGUCUUUGCAGCAACAAAUGCGCACACUCCAACAACAACAACAGAGCGAUGCACUCGCCAAGUACCUGAACGUCGCGCUACUGAUAAAUCCUGAUGUGACUACCUUCUGGCACAUACGACGUCAGUUGGUCCAAAAGAAUCGGCUGAGCAUUAACAAAGAGCUGCAAUUCUCCGCACUGGUGCUCUCCAUAAAGCCAAAGUCCAAUGAGGCAUUCGCCUAUCGUCGUUGGCUCUAUUCCUUUCAAAGCGCUGAUGCCAUUGAUUGGCCCAACGAGAUCAGCAUUUGCGAACGUUCCGCCGAUCGUUGCGCCUGCAACUAUCAUGCCUGGUCGCAUCGUCAAUGGGUGCUGCAGAAUGCCCCCUGUCUGCUGCAAUCGGAGCUAAUGCGCACCGAGAAGUUCAUUCGAAAGCACAUCAGUGACUAUAGCAGCUAUCAUUAUCGUCAGGUGGUGUUGUCGCGCGCUUACGAGCUCUGCUUCUAUAUGCCCAGCAGCGGUCAGACAGAUGAUCAAACACAAUUGGAUGAUUUGCGGGAACUCUUCGCCCACUACGAUCUGCGCUGGUCGGAGCUGAGCGAUGAGGAGGCUAUGGUGCAACUCCUGUUGCCCGAUUUAAACCGUAGCAGCAUAAGCGCCCAGCGUUUGCGCUCCUUUCUCUAUUGCUGCAACAUUGCCGCCCACGACAUGCGGCUGUGCGUCGAGCAGCGAGCCCUUUACGGACCGAGAGAUUGCUUUGAACUGCAUCGCCGUGCCUCGCUCAAGUUUAUUGUGGAGCAGUGUGUGCGUCUAAUGACAGGUCUAGCCAAUGGCGUCUAUCUGCCACAAGCAAGCGCAACGCAAUCCCUUGAGUUUCAAUCCCAGCUGCGCAAAUUUGAUUACGCAUCUCAUCCGUUUCUGUCGGCCGUACGACGAGUCGAAUCCGAGCUGGGGGACAAGCAUCAGCGCUGGUGUAAUCUCCACCUGCACUUUGGCUAUGAGGAGCGCCGCGUGUAGAUGAACGUCUAAUGUAUUCAUGAAAUGAAGACAAUGUUUAAAAACGCUUCAAUGGGCAAUCCUAAUUAAUCAGUUAAUAGGUUUUUCCCAAAGAAUGUAUUUUUAUUCAAUCAAAUCAUCCCUUAUCUACCUUGUCUCUUUAGUUGGUUAUGUUAACAAGAAAUCGGAAACAAACACAAGCCUGUGUCUGGGCUUUAAGUUGAAAGCCAAGUUCAAAGCUCAUUCUAUAAUUUUAAACUGGACAACUAAGUAACUAAAUCUAUAUGUUUAAUUUUUCCUUAUGCAUUUUUUUAUGAAAAAACAAAUUCCGUGAUUUUUAUAAAAAUAUCUUUUGGAAGUUUCCGUAUGAACGUAUUUUCUACUAUCUGCAUUUAAAAUGCCGCCUCAGGCACUUGUCAAAUGACGAUUUUGAAAUUAAUAAAUAUUUUAGUUAUAUGCUUACACAGA
Molecule: messenger RNA, 2421 nt
Organism: Scaptodrosophila lebanonensis
Lineage: Eukaryota; Metazoa; Arthropoda; Insecta; Diptera; Drosophilidae
Gene: temp
Product: protein prenyltransferase alpha subunit repeat-containing protein 1-B
Exons: 3
Coding region: 670-1974 (434 amino acids)
Biological process (GO): protein prenylation
Cellular component (GO): cytoplasm
Molecular function (GO): protein prenyltransferase activity
Source: RefSeq, a predicted model, not a curated record